AUGCAGGCCGGCGUGAUGCAUCCGAGCGCGUCGACCCAGGAUCUCAUCCGGGCGACCCGACCAAAGUUUCCGGAAGGCCUCAAGGUUCUGGUCGUCGUGAGAGAUGAAGCGAGACACGCGCCGAUUAAAAAGCUGCUCCAGGAGAUCGGGUACAAAGUGACGUGCGCGAACACCCUGGACAAGGGCCUCGCCGUCCUCGAAUCCGCGCAGGGCAACUCGGACGUCAACGCCCACUUCGACGUGGCGCUCGUCGAAGAGGAACAGGUUGCGCCCAUCAUGCGCGACGCCAUGCACCCCGGCACGGCGUCCGCGACGACGGCGUCGUCGCCGCUCUUCGGCCGGUUCACGACGAUGGCGAAGGAUGUUGCGAUCGUGCUGAUGCACGAGGACGAGGACGUCGCCUCCAAGACGUACAUGAUCGAGGCGAUCAAGGUUGGCGUCGUGGACGUCGUCAAGUAUCCGCUCGUCAAGCAGAGCAUGCGGACGCUCUGGCAGCACGCGGUGCGGAAGAUCAUCCGGCAGCAGGCCACCCCGGCGGACGUCGUCGCCACCGCGGGCGGCGGCGGCGCUUCCGGCGGCGGCGCGGGAAAGAAGCGCUCGUCGGAGGAUCGCGGUCGGCGGGCGCCCGGCGGUUUGAGCGUCGGCCCGGAUGGUCAGCGGCGGUCGGAUAGCGGGGACUCGUCCGCGUCGGAGGAGCGCGCGCUGAAGCGGCAGAGCAACUCGCCCACGACGGUGCUCGAGGAUGAGUCCAACCCCGGCGGCGACAAGGCGAUCAAGGCGGGAACCGCGGGUGGCGCGACGCAAGGCGGUAAUAAUUCCAACGCGAAGAAGCCGACGUCCGCCGGCGGCGCCAAGGCCAAGCCGCAGGCUCGAUCGACGCAGCAGUGGAAGGCUGCCGAGCAGCGCGGCCGGAGGCUGGCGAUCAAGCCCCACACCGCCAUGGUUCAGGGGCAGCAGGGCGCGCAGAUGGGCGGUCGGGUGGCGUACUGGAAUCCGGGUUCGCAGAUGAUGCAGGGAACCACGCAGACGAUGACGGUCAACGGACAGCAGGUUCAGGUUUGGGUGCCGAUGCAGGCGGGGUCGUACCCGACCCCCGCCGGGCAGCAGCAGCAGCCGGGGGCGGGCGGCACGCAGCCGGCGGGGGUGAGCGGGGCGCAAUCCGCGGGCGCAUCCGCCGGGGCUGGAUCAGCCUCUGCCGCGGCGGGGACCUCAUCAGCGGGGACACAGCUGGCGAGCGACGGCACGCAAGCCGCGGGCGCUCAGCCGGGACAGAGCCCGCAGCAGCAGUUCGGUCCGUCGUCGUAUCAGGGGGGCGUCCCGGUGGGACCCAACGGUCAGCCGCUGCCGAUGAUGUACCCGCAGGGGAUGGUCUUGGUGCGACAGGCGAACGGCCAGAUGGUGUACAUGCAGGCGACGCCGCAGAUGAUGCAGCAGCAUCAGAUGCAGCAGCAGGGUCAGUACAUGCAGUUCGCGCCCGGCCCGUACACCCACGGCGCCUCCGGCGACUCCACCAUGGUGGGAUCCGCGGAUGACAAGGCCCCCGCGGGCUCGCUCGCCGGACCGGACCUUAACCUCGGCGACGUGGGCCUCAAGGGCCAGCCUUUGCCCCUCGGCCUCAACCUCCGAAGGACCAACUCGCUGGAGAACAUGAUGGGCGGCGGGUUAUUGCCCAAUCAGAUCGACGCCAACGUGUUCAACGACGCCGAGCCCAUGGAGGACGACGCGCUCGAUAUGUUGCUCAGGGACGGAGGCGGUAACCUGUUCGAUAACAUGGACGACUCCAUGCUCGCGGAGGCGGCUGCAAACUCGGCGGGUGAGUUUUUCGGCAUGGUCAACGCGUGAUUUUAUUCCCGCGCGGUGAAGCGAACGGGGGGGAGCGAGAGGGUGAGUGCGACGAGAUGUGGACAAACCGCGCGCGCGCGAGCCCGUCGGGCGGCUGGCGCGCGCGAUGAUUCAACGCUUUCGCCGCCGUCGGACGCGACGACGGGGCGGAACGGACGACGAAACAGGAUACUGUUGUGCAAUACAGUUCAUGUAACAAAAAACCCCGCGUACUCGUACGC
This is a messenger RNA of Micromonas commoda, 2063 nucleotides long. RefSeq lists its product with no specific name. Gene Ontology annotation, biological process: phosphorelay signal transduction system. Bases 1 to 1842 code for a protein of 613 amino acids. NCBI's taxonomy places the organism in Eukaryota, Viridiplantae, Chlorophyta, Mamiellophyceae, Mamiellales, Mamiellaceae. The transcript is spliced from 3 exons. The record is from RefSeq and is a predicted model, not a curated record.